Messenger RNA from Notolabrus celidotus (New Zealand spotty), 2086 nucleotides. RefSeq names its product olfactomedin 3a (gene olfm3a). The record is from RefSeq and is a predicted model, not a curated record. The transcript is spliced from 6 exons. Bases 118 to 1542 code for a protein of 474 amino acids. Lineage: Eukaryota; Metazoa; Chordata; Actinopteri; Labriformes; Labridae. Gene Ontology annotation, biological process: signal transduction.
UCUGAGCGCGAGGAACGGAUGGGUGUGAUGCCGGUGUGCGUAUGGUCGCUGUUCCGCCGUCGGAGCGCUCUCUGUGCGGGAGAAAGGCGGUGAGAGGGACACACGAACUGGAGAUCUAUGUUUAAGGACUGCACCCCGGAGAGAAGAGACUGCCCGGAGCCCGUCAGCAUGCGGGUCCUGUUGAGUGUGCUGUACCCCGUCCUCUCCCUCACUGUCUUCGGAUUAUACCCCUCCAUGACUAUCGGCCCAAAGGAGGGCUGGCAGGUGUACAGCUCUGCGCAGGAUGCUGAUGGGAGAUGUAUCUGCACCGUGGUGGCUCCAGAACAGAGCCUUUGCUCCAGAGACGCAAAGAGCAGACAGCUCCGCCAGCUGCUGGAGAAGGUGCAGAACAUGUCUCAGUCAAUUGAGGUGCUGAACCUGAGGACUCAGAGGGAUUUCCAAUAUGUCAUGAAGAUGGAGAACCAGAUGAAGGGCCUGAGGACCAAGUUCAGACAGAUCGAGGAUGACAGGAAAUCCAUCAUGGCCAGAAACUUCCAGGAGCUUACGGACAAGAUGGACGAGCUGAAGCCAUUGAUCCCCGUGCUGGAGCAAUAUAAGAUGGAUGCGGCGCUCAUUUCCCAGUUCAAGGAGGAGAUCAGGAACCUGUCUGCAGUGCUGACGAGCAUCCAGGAGGAGCUCGGAGCCUACGACUACGACGAGCUCUACAAGAGAGUCCUGAAACUGGACAACCGACUCCGCAGCUGCAUGGGCAAACUAACGUGUGGGAAAUUAAUGAAAAUCACUGGACCUGCUACAAUAAAGACAUCUGGAACUCGGUUUGGGGCAUGGAUGACUGAUCCUCUGGCAUCAACCAGAAACAACAGGGUGUGGUAUAUGGACAGCUACACCAACAGCAAGAUUGUUCGUGAGUACAAGACCACGGAGGACUUUGUCGCAGGAGUGGUUUCUAGAACCUACAGCCUCCCCUUUAAAUGGGAAGGGACCAAUCACAUCGUCUACAACGGAUCUCUCUACUACAACAAGUACCAGAGCAACAUAAUCGUUAAAUACAGCUUUGAGACGGGCAGCGUGUUAGCACAGAGAGCCCUGGAGUUCGCCGGUUUCCACAACAUGUACCCGUACACCUGGGGAGGAUACUCUGACAUCGACGUCAUGGCUGACGAGCUGGGAAUGUGGGUCGUGUAUGCAACCAAUCAGAAUGCUGGAAAUGUCGUCAUCUCUCAGAUCGAUCCAGACACGCUGCAUGUCCUGAAGACUUGGAACACAGAGUACUCGAAAAGGAACGCAGGUGAGUCUUUCAUGAUCUGUGGGACGCUCUACAUCACUAACUCUCACCUGUCUGGAGCAAAGGUGUACUAUGCCUACUCCACCAAGACUUCAUCCUACGAGUACAUAGACAUCCCCUUCCACAACCAGUACUUUCACAUCUCCAUGCUCGACUACAACGCCAGAGAGAGAGCGCUGUACGCCUGGAAUAACGGACAUCAGGUGAUAUUUAACGUUACCCUCUUCCACGUCAUAAAAACUGAUGAUGACUCUUAAAUGUCAAACUUUUGCAAAAACAACAUAAACGCCGUCAUUUGUGAUACAAAUACUUCUUAUCUAUCAGUAACUCCUUUGCAAAAGUCAACUGUGGGAUCUCACCACUACUUGAACUUUUCUACCAUGUGGCUCUGGAUUUGUGUUAAAAUGAGCAUGGACACCACUGACUGACAUAUUUUUCACUUUCCUUUGCUGCUGAUCAGACUGCUUUUGCCUUAUUUGCUCUAUGUUGGAUCUACUUACUGAAGACAUUUGAAAGCUUAUGCAUGAAUGUCCACAUUUUGUCUGCAGUGAUUUCCUAUAGUCUCGCUGUGUUUUGCUGCAAAUCUGUGUUUGCAUUUUUUGUAUAAUUAAAAGUCUAUCUAGAAGUAUUUAAACCCUAAAGGCAACCUCUUCUACAGAUUUGCUACAUGAAUUUAAUUGAUUGUUCAGUAUAAAUAGUUGCCAUCCUUUCAAAGACAGGUCUGUAAAAUACUGCUGUAAUGUUUGUCUCUGUGUAAGAAAAACAUUUGUAUUUUUUAUAAAACUGAAUCAUAGAAGAAAA